Juglans regia (Persian walnut) is the source of this 1944-nucleotide messenger RNA. Its product is annotated as transcription factor TGA2.2-like. The transcript has 11 exons. Gene Ontology annotation, molecular function: DNA-binding transcription factor activity; sequence-specific DNA binding. NCBI's taxonomy places the organism in Eukaryota, Viridiplantae, Streptophyta, Magnoliopsida, Fagales, Juglandaceae. The coding region runs from base 135 to 1520 and encodes 461 amino acids. The record is from RefSeq and is a predicted model, not a curated record. Gene Ontology annotation, biological process: regulation of DNA-templated transcription; DNA-templated transcription.
ACUAAGCAUUAGAAGAAAGAAAGCAAAUAAAAAAUAAUUAGUCAUCGGUAAGUGGAAGAUUUCCCCAAAGAAGACGUCUUGAGAUUGGAAUUAUCCAAACGUGGCUGCUCUAUUUUCCUCUCUCACUUAACCCAAUGAUAUACAGACCCCAACCAUCGUAUCAUCGUCAAAAUCCCAGGUGGGUUUGGUUCAAACUUCGCUGUAAUUCGAGUUGCACAAAGGGAAAUUCAAUACAUUCUUCUCGCAUUUCUGAUUUUGGGGGGAUUGAUCAAUCAGUUGGAUUUCACUUGGAGGAUGCUGCUGACCUGACUGGAAAUACCGUGAUUCGUUCGACAAGAGUAAGUGGGCAAGCAGUUGCAUCCUAUGCCCUUCAUAUUGGCACUUCCGAUAAGUCACCAAGUUCACUUGAUAUAAAUCCAUUUGCUUUCCAAGUGGAGCAUCAGAGGUUGCCAUUAGAAAAGGGUCAACCAUCAAAUCAGGUUUCUAUAUCAAGCGGUCAUCUAGAGAACAGGGAAGAGCCUGCAAUGGCUGAUGCAAGUCCCGGGACUGAUAUCUCAACAGAUGUGGAUACAGAUGACAAGAAUCAGAGGUUUGAUGGCCAAUCUCUUGGUAAUGUAGCUUCUGAUUCCAGUGACAGAUCAAAGGAUAAAUCAGAUCAGAAGACUCUCCGCAGGCUUGCUCAAAAUCGGGAGGCUGCAAGAAAAAGCCGAUUGAGGAAAAAAGCAUAUGUCCAACAGCUGGAGAGUAGUCGUUUGAAGCUGACCCAACUAGAGCAGGAGCUUCAACGAGCAAGACAGCAGGGAAUUUUCAUAUCAAGCUCGGGAGACCAAGCCCAUUCAAUGAGUGGAAAUGGGGCAAUGGCAUUUGAUGUAGAAUAUGGGCGGUGGCUGGAAGAGCAAAAUCGGCAAAUUAAUGAACUGAGAUCAGCAGUCAAUUCUCAUGCAAGUGAUACGGAGCUACGAAUUAUUGUUGAUAAUAUCUUGGCACACUACGAUGAGAUUUUUAGGCAGAAGGGCAUCGCAGCUAAGGCUGAUGUUUUCCAUUUGUUGUCUGGCAUGUGGAAAACACCUGCUGAGAGGUGUUUCUUGUGGCUUGGUGGGGUCCGAUCUUCUGAGCUCUUGAAGCUUCUUCUGAAUCAAUUGGAGCCUCUAACAGAGCAGCAACUAGUAGGCAUUACCAACUUGCAGCAGUCUUCGCAACAGGCGGAAGAUGCAUUAUCUCAAGGGAUGGAGGCAUUGCAACAAUCCCUUUCUGAGACACUAUCCAGUGGGUCUCUUGGUUCCUCAGGUUCAUCUGGGAACGUUGCAAACUACAUGGGACAAAUGGCAAUGGCCAUGGGGAAGCUAGGGACCCUUGAGGGGUUCAUUCGCCAGGCUGACAAUCUCCGGCAACAAACGCUGCAACAAAUGCACCGGAUAUUGACAACACGCCAAUCAGCCCGUGCUCUCCUUGCAAUACAUGACUAUUUCUCCCGGCUACGUGCUCUUAGUUCCCUCUGGCUUGCCCGCCCAAGAGAGUGAACACCUUCUGCUUCACCAACGCUGACUGGUAAAAUUAUGGAUCCUGAAAAAUGAAAAAAAAAAGAGAAAAAUCUCACUACAAUUGACUCUCUGAUCCAGUACUGGGGAUAUACUCGGCCAUCAUUACAGUUUUUCUUUUCUAGAAUUUUCCUGUGUUGUAGUCUUAGAACUCCUGCCUAUCAUUGAUAUUAGUGUUCCGUUGUCCAUCAUGUUCACAAUCAUAUCAUCUAGAAAUGGUAUGGUCGGAUCGGAUGAGCUGCAUGUAUCUUGUUUGUUGUCAAUAAUAAUGUUAUUGUUUAAUUCCAUGUAACCGAGCAUUUUCAAAUGAGUAUGAAGUAGUCUUGAGCCAUGACCAGUUUGACUGCUUUCUAUUGAUGAGACUCAAUUUGGUUUCAAUAAAAUUGGGAUAUUCGUGUUUCUGUUA